Molecule: messenger RNA, 4469 nt
Organism: Corythoichthys intestinalis (scribbled pipefish)
Lineage: Eukaryota; Metazoa; Chordata; Actinopteri; Syngnathiformes; Syngnathidae
Product: TRIO and F-actin-binding protein-like
Exons: 18
Coding region: 328-3597 (1089 amino acids)
Biological process (GO): positive regulation of substrate adhesion-dependent cell spreading
Cellular component (GO): actin cytoskeleton
Molecular function (GO): actin filament binding
Source: RefSeq, a predicted model, not a curated record
GUUACGUCCAGCGUGCAGUCGACAUGUGUUAGCUUUGCGAGACGAAUGAAGAGGGUAAUAGUUUGUGGAAGCUGAUUUGAAUGAGUGAUUGUGGUGACAGAGUUGGGUGAUGAUGAGCAAGUUGUGUCUGAGGUGAACUCAAGUACCAGUAGUGAUGACAUCAGAGAUGCUUGGACCUACGAGUGGCGUCUUGGCCGCAGUUUGAGUCCUGAGUGGGAACUUGAUAUCAGUGACACUGACACACAAUCUAGCGCUACAAAUAUUUCAGACAGUCCACAGAGGAGCAGUUCCCCGACUUCGGAGAGGAAUUGUGUGGCCCUUGGAGAUAUGACACGGAUGGAUCCUUCUUCCCUUCAUAACGCUGGAAGUCCGUGGAUGGACGAAAGAAGAGGCAGGGACCGAUCCCGAAGACCUUCAGAGUCCAGGGGAGUAAGGGAACAAGAAAGUGGCUACUUCUCGCCUGACAGAAAAACCGAUGGCGAACAUCCUACAGAUGAUGCAAACAAAAGAUCAUAUCGUUACUACGAGAGGGGUCACCCGCUUCCUAACAACUAUAUUCCUGAGCCAAAAGCCAGUGUACCAUACAGGAACGUAAAUCUCGGGGUUCCCUCCCAGAGGAGAAACCCUGAAACUUACAUGCUGGACACUUGGAGAAGUGAAUCCCCUCAGAGAUACACUUACCACUCCAAUUUUAGACGAGGGACAGAGUCACUGAGAAACUCUCCAACACGCCACAACUCAGUGAGCCCAGACAGACACAAGAGGCCGGACCUCCAAAUGCGCUCUCUCUCCAGAAGUGAGACCCGAUCUCAUGACUCAUCUCACCUUCCCUCACAUGCACCCUCUCAGCAUACAUCCAGCAGGUCCAGUUCAUCACGUAGACGAGGCUCCUUUCUCUCUCGGACGGUGUCACCGUCCAGACUAACGCCUUCGCAUAAGCGCACAGACUCUCUUUCACAAAAUGGAGGGUAUAGAGCUCAGGAAGCAUGCAGCCGAGAAACUAGAAGCCCAUCACAAGCUUCCAACAAGCAUAGUUUAGAUUCUGAGAGACUUUACAGGAAUUUAGAGUCAAUCUCCCGCAGGGCCUCCUCAUCAACAUUUCAACAAAACAUGAACGAGGGAUCCCAAAGAAAUCCUUGGACCAGAGAAGUGUCUCCACCUAGAAAUGGUUCACCAAGCUACGUCUCACAGAGACAGCCAUCCUCGAGAGACAGCAAACUGAGUGCUUCUCCGGGUUCCUGGCAGGGAUCCAUGCAGUCUGUACUGAGUGUCCCUGUCUCAUGUGGUUCCCCUGCUUCAAAACAUGGUGCCGAUCACAUAGGGUCAGCUGCAUCACCCCCACAAGUUGCUAUCACGGAAACAGACAAGUUCAGUGAAGGGAAUAUUAAUAUCGGUGACAGAAGCAGGAGUAGUGUUAGGAGAGGCAUGGAGGCCUUGCUCCUCUCUGAACCCAAGAAGGCCUCACAAGAGCAAGAUGAGGUUGGGAUGACAAUGGAAGACUACAUAGUACUGGCUGACAUUCCGACAAUCCAGGUGGAAUCAGAGGAAGACUUUUCAGGUCUAAGGCAAAGAAACCAGAGUCCCAGUCCUUGUAGACAGCAAAGGUUCCGGACUCAAAGCCAUCAGCCUCAGGCCGACUACUACAGUUGUAAGUUUGAGUUGGAUGAGAGAGGCAGAGGGAGAGAGCGAGGAAGGGACAGAAGAGAGAAGAAGGACUCGGAGAAUGGCCGCUUUUCACAAAGACAGUCAACAGCAUCUCUCCAUGCACAGAGUUCAGACAAGCAAAGUGGAGAGCAUAGAUCUGCAAAGCCGAAGGAACCUCAGACACAGGGGUGGAUGUCUCAACUGGAUGAAAAUAACAAGUGGAAGAAACACUGGUUUGUUCUGAGUGAUGUGUCGCUGAAGUAUUACAGAGACCCCAAAGCUGAGGAGUCUGAUAAUGUGGAUGGAGAGAUUGACCUGUCCACUUGUGUCGGUGUGUCUGACUGGGACAUUGAAAACAGCUAUGGCCUCCAGAUUCAUACAAAGAAGACAGUGUUCACUCUCUCUGCAGUGACCUCUAGAUUGCGGCGGAACUGGGUGACAUUACUGAAGCAGGCCAUCCAGAACAACACACACCAAUCAGAAAGAGGUAGCGAGAAAGAGAACCCCCUCUCCCACGGCCCGUCGCCAAGUCAACCUGCUGCACGCUUCACCUGCUUUGAGCCUGCAGGUUCCGACAUCGCAGCUGCCUGCUCCCCUCGAGCUGAAGGCCUACGUACGCCAACAGACGUGGACGUGCAUGCGGAGGUGAGCUCAGAUCCUCAGAGAAAAGAAGAACAGGAGGAGGGUUGGGACCGCGAUUGGGCCAAGCGGCUGGAGGAGCGGAACAAGUGGUUUGAGGACGGUUGCCCCUUCAGCGAGAUGGGCAGCCGGUGGGACUGCAUGCAGCUGAAGAGGGGGAGUGUACCUGUGCCUGUCAUUGACACCAUGGACUCAGAGGUCAGCAGGAAGUGGAUGGAAUUUGAGAGGCUGUCAUUUAGGGACAUGAGCGCGCAGUCACUCAUCGGCACACAGGCGUAUCAAACGAUCACACAGCAGCCCCCUGAUUCCCAUGUUGACACCCAAACCCAUCAGUCAAGCACUGAUGAAGAUGAAGCAUUUGCCACCAGUCAACUAACUGACUGCUCAAAGGAGGUUCCCGCCACUGUAAAUGGGUCGCAUUAUGUUCAAACAAACACAGCCGAUGCCCUUCAGAAGGAGGCCCUGUCCCUGAGAAAGCAAAUGGAAGGCAUUAAGAGGGAACACACAGCCAUGGUGAUAAAAGUAGACAGCCCAUGUGGACCCGGGGCCCCCUGUGAGGCCCGGCUUGAAGCCAUGGAAUCUGCCCAUCGGAAAGAAGUGCAAGAGCUGAGGGAGAAACACGAGAGGGAGAUCAGCGAGUUGAAGGGACAAAGAGACAGGAUGCUGGAAGAAGAGCGCCAAGCUUCUGCUAAAGCCAUAGAAAAUUUAAGAGCAGCCCACAGAGAACAGCUGGAGAAUGUCAGGAGACUUCCUGGGGGAGAUACACACAUGGGAGAAACUUAUAGGGAUCAUGCGGCGCCGGGGGCCGUGUGGCACCGUGAAUUGGAUGUGUUGUCUGAGCAUUUCUCAGAGAAAUGCCUGAAGCUUAGCCUCACCGAGCAAUGUGGCCAAAGAAGAGAAAAUGAUCUUGAAUGCAAAGAGAGCGAACUGCAACAACUCCAGAGAGAAAAUCAGGAGCUUAAAGUCAAGCUGGCUGAAGAGAUUCGCCGCAUGCGAUAUUUCAUCACAGGGCAGCGGCCGGAUGUGCUUUCGCUUGACAAUGUGGCAUCAGAAGUCGAGACACUGCUUAUAGCCAAAGAAAAUGAGGUGCAGUCUCUUAGGAAGGAGGUCAGCUGCCUACAGAAUGAAGUCCAGUCUCUUACCAAGGAAAAACAGGCCGCCUAUGAGCACUAUAAGGAUGCUUAUGUUGAGUUAAGUGACAUGAAGGGCCGAAGCAGAUUGGAGAUGGAUUCUCUUACUGAGCACUUAAGACUGGUCAAUGCUGCACAACAAGAGAAAGAUCGAGGAGAGUCAGUAACCGAUGACGUUAACUAGAACUUCUAAAAUAAAGAAAAUAAUUCACACAAAAAAAAAAAACACUUGUGCAAAACUUGGGACACCAUGCAAAGACAACCAUGUUCUCAUAAGAUAUUGCGUCACUUUAUUGACUUCACAAGAUGUACACAUGCAAACAAGAGUGAAUGCUUUUAAUGAUGAAAGCCUCACAUGAUAUGAUAUUUGAAAUGUUUAGUUGACACACAGAUAAAUAGAAGACAGAGGAAGGAGAUGGGCAGAGGUAGGUGGAUGUAUCUGGAAGGACAAGUGCCUCAUCUUCCUCUUGCUGCAAGAUAUCUGAUUAAACAAACCACCCUGUUGAUAAUGAAAAAAGGCAAGUUUUUACGUUGAACACAAUAAAUUAAAAUAGAAAAAACAUAAUAUGUCUUACACAAGGUUGUACACAAUGUCACAGAAGUCAGUUCAGUCAUCGUCGUCGUCAUCCUCAGGGACGAAGAUAUCGUGCUCCUCCAAGAGAGCGGCAAAGUUCUUGCUGAUCAGAGUUCCCACAUAUAGGAAUGGCACAACCACUGCAGUCAUGCGGAUGAGACCAAAGGGUGUCUAAAGGUCCGAAGAAGAAACAUGGACAUAAGAACUUUAAAUUGAAGCACAUGUUGACCAAAUACGCCAUCUCAGACAUACGGUUAAUAUAUUCAACCAGUGAUUCUUAACCUCUGAGUAAUAGCACAUUGGUGUGUAAUGCGAAACCAUCAGUUGUGCUGCCAAUUUUAAUCCAAUAUUCCUUACGUAGUAUUAAAUUUGGUAAUAAAGAAUAAUGCAUCUAUACUAAUAAUCAUCCCUCUCCAAUGCAACAACAGUAACCAUUCAAUGCCUAAUGGGGAGACAUACAUAAUUAACUUGCAUAUCCCUUG